AUGGCGUGGCCCUGCAUCAGCCGGCUGUGCUGCCUGGCCCGGCGCUGGAACCAGCUGGACCGCUCGGAUGUAGCGGUGCCGCUGACUCUGCACAGCUACUCGGACCCCGAGAGCGAGGGGCCCAGCGCCGACUGCACCGCCUUGCGUGGGAGCCCGUCCGUCGCGGGCGCUCGGGAGCCCAGCCGCGCAGUGCCGCUCACCCAGUACCAGCGCGACUUCGGCCUGGGGACCGCGCGCGCGGGGCACCGGGAUGCGGCUCAGGAGCGCGUGUCCGGGCGCGGCGGCCGCAGGGGCCAGUCCUCCGUGCCCCACUCCCGGACCGUCUACGUGCUGCCCAUCGGUGACGCGGACUCAGCUGCGGUAGUGACCACGUCUUAUAGACAGGAAUUCCAAGCUUGGACUGGAGUAAAGCCUUCAAGAUCCACAAAGGCCAGACCAGCCAGAGUAAUCACGACUCACAGCUCUGGAUGGGAACCCAGCCCUGGGGCCAGCUUCCAGGUUCCAGAGGUGAGGAAAUUCACGCCUAAUCCCUCAGCCAUCUUUCAGACAUCUGCUCCCCGUACUCUCAACGUAUGACCAGUGGAAGCCAUGGCUGGGAAAGCUGAGCAGCGUCAGACCUACCAGGCUUGGUCGUUUGCAGACUGGAGCAGCAUGGCUGCUGGCUCUGGGCAUGGUGUGGUGCGGAGGCAGAGGACACCAGCAGCUGCACUCAGCCUCCCCCACCUUCUUCCAGCAGUAUCGGAGAGGGAGACUCUGCUAUCUUCUAAAUUGGCAUUUGGCAUCUUUCAGUUUUUAAAUCUGAGCAUUAAUUAAGCUGUGACCGAACUGCUUUGGACAGAGAAGUAUGCAUAUAUCAAGUCCUUGGUAGGCCAUUUACAAACUUCGGAUGGUUUUCUCAAGAUGCAUGUUAUUUUUACUUUAUAACCUACGGUAGUCACAGGCAGUAGAAUUUCCUGCAGUGGGCCUACAUGCUUACCGUUAAAAAAUCUUAGCCUGGCAGUGGUGGUGCACGCCUUUAAUCCCCGUGGAGGCAGAUUCGGGCAGAUCUCUGAAUGUGAGCCCAGUCUGGUCUACAAGGCUGUUCUAGGACAGCUACAGCUACACAGAGAAACCUUGUCUCAAACGAAAGAAAGAAAGAAAGAAAAGAAAGGAAAGAAAGAAAGAAAGGAAAGAAAGAAAGAAAGAAAGAAAGAAAGAAAGAAAGAAAGAAAGAAAGAAAGAAAGAAAGAAGGAAAGAAAGGAAAGAAAGAAGGAAAGAAGGAAAGAAGGAAAGAAAGAAAGAAGGAAAGAAAGAAAGAAAGAAAGAAAGAAAGAAAGAAAGAAAGAAAGAAAGAAAGAAAGAAAGAAAGAAAGAAAGGAGGAAGAGAGGAGAAGAAAGAAAUCUUAGAAUACUAGGAAUGAAGCCUUUAGUCCCAGCACUUGAGAGGCAGAGGCAGGAGGAUCUCUGUGAAGUCGAUGCCUGCCUGGUUGACAUUCAGGAAAGCCAGGGCUACAAGAGACCCUUUUUCAAAACAACACCACCUUAGUGUUUUGGUUUUUGUUUUAAAUAUACUCAUCUGCACACAACUUUCAUGAUGGUGAUAUAUCUCCAGGGAGAUCGUCCACAUGUUUUCAAUUUCAAAUGUAAUUUCUUGAUAGCCAAGACGAUCAUGUUUCAAGGAAACAAUUCCUAGGAUGAGUGAAAUGCUGAAAGCACAAAUGGCGUUCACCCCAUGUUUCUAGAGCUGACCCAUGUUUUUACUAAUUUCGGUCAUCUCCUCUCCAUACAAGCACUAGCAAGGACAACCAUGCAUACCACAAGGAUCUGUGAGCGUAUCUGGAGGGCAUCUCCUACAGGAACCUUUCCCCUCAGCCUACUGGCUCCCCAACUCUGGUGAGCUUCUCACAACCCCACGGAGGGGACAACUCAUCCUGUCUUUGGAACACUUAUCUCCAUAACUGCAGCCAGUGUGGUUGCGUGGAACAAGCCCAUUCCUCUUUGCACAACCCUUCAAACACUGGAAAGAGCUUGUCUUCAAGGUUUGGCAUGGUGUUUGGUAAGAACUGUAAGGGUUUCCUUAUGCCUCCCUCUAGUUCUGGUGGUGGGGCUCAUUUCAAAGCCACGGCAGAAGAGGUAGCUCAGAACUCCCAUACAGCAUGCCUUCAGAGAUGUUACCAGGCCCAGCCUCCCUCCUGCCAGCCCAGGAAAUGCUGUUGAGCCAUUCUGAGGGGAAAACUGAAACGAUAUGCAUAUACCAAGGAUCCUGUCAGUUUGCAUACUCAGUGCUCCUAAGAGGAGAGAGAUUGCCUGCUGGGCACCUACAUGUAGGCAGUGAGCAGAGUUAACAAUGACUAAAAUGCAAAAAUGUGCUGCUGCAACUUAAGUCAUAAACAGAAGUAUCUUCUUUCUCAUUCAUCGGGUCUCUCAAUAAUGACUUUACUAUAGUGUGGCUAUGCUAACAUCCCCGAAGCUUGUGAACCCCAAACCCUUGCCGAGGGCUGCAGAUACCCAAUGCUGCAGGUGAUACCCUCUUCCCAUUUCCCCUCUCCUACACCCUUAGCUGGGGAAGGGAGCCAUCUGUGCCACUGCUGCUUCCUUACCAGCUGGGACAAUGGAGUUUCCAUUUCUGCACCUGAAAAUGAGGCUGCUACUGCCUACACCUUGCUGGCUUACUAGGAACAUUCAAUGCUUAGCACAGUAAAGCCAACCAAGCAUGGCUCAAUUGUCCUUUCCUGUUUAACUCUUCUCCAGGUGCCCCUUCAUCUUGCUGUGGCCACUGGCAUGUCCCGGCUAAAAGCCUCCAGCUGUAC
Molecule: messenger RNA, 2790 nt
Organism: Psammomys obesus (fat sand rat)
Lineage: Eukaryota; Metazoa; Chordata; Mammalia; Rodentia; Muridae
Gene: Map6d1
Product: MAP6 domain containing 1
Exons: 3
Coding region: 1-576 (191 amino acids)
Biological process (GO): regulation of microtubule cytoskeleton organization; microtubule cytoskeleton organization; cytoskeleton-dependent intracellular transport
Cellular component (GO): cis-Golgi network; Golgi-associated vesicle; microtubule
Molecular function (GO): calmodulin binding; microtubule binding
Source: RefSeq, a predicted model, not a curated record